Molecule: messenger RNA, 1761 nt
Organism: Phalaenopsis equestris
Lineage: Eukaryota; Viridiplantae; Streptophyta; Magnoliopsida; Asparagales; Orchidaceae
Product: heparanase-like protein 2
Exons: 9
Coding region: 23-1630 (535 amino acids)
Cellular component (GO): membrane; plant-type cell wall
Molecular function (GO): beta-glucuronidase activity
Source: RefSeq, a predicted model, not a curated record
UUGACUUGAUAUAGUGAAGAGAAUGAGGGAGAUGAGUUGCAGAUACACUCUUCUGUUCUACAUUCUUCUCAUCAUCUCAAACAUUCCUCAUGGCCUGCAGAAGAAAGUGACAGUCUCCAUCCAGUCGGUGACAACUAUAGCCAAGACUGAUUAUAACUUUAUCUGUGCGACUUUGGACUGGUGGCCACCGGAGAAAUGCAACUACAAUAUGUGCCCAUGGGGAAAUUCUUCCAUUCUUAACCUGGACUUGAAUAAUACUAUUCUGAACAAUGCAAUUAAAGCUUUCAGUUCCUUAAGGAUUAGGCUGGGCGGCUCUCUUCAAGAUCAAGUCACGUACAAAGUUGGGAAAAAUUCACCCCCAUGCAACAGAUUUAUAAAAUUGAAAAAACCUGAAGAAGGGCUCUUCGGUUUCUCUACCGGAUGUCUUGACAUACCCAGAUGGGACGAACUCAAUGUAAUACUUAGCAGAGCAGGAGCUGUGUUAACCUUUGGGCUCAAUGCACUCUAUGGGAGAAGAAAAACUACAUCAAAUGGCCUUUAUAAUGGCGAUUGGAACUCCCAAAAUGCUCGAGAACUCAUUAAUUACACCGUCUCAAAGAACUAUAUGAUUGAUUCCUGGGAAUUUGGAAAUGAGCUCUCAGGAAGUGGGAUUGGUGCGAGGGUUGAAGCCGAUCAAUACGGAAAAGAUUUGAUUUCACUAAAGGCUCUCAUUGAUGAAUUAUACCAAAAAUCUUCCUCCAAACCCAAGAUUUUAGCUCCUGGAGGCUUCUAUGACCAAGCCUGGUUUAACAAAAUGCUUCAAACUUCAGGGCCUGAUGUUGUUAAUGGUGUGACACAUCACAUCUACAACCUUGGUGGAGGUGAUGAUAAAGGAAUAAUACAGAAGAUCCUGGAUCCGUACUAUCUAUAUUAUAUAGUUCAAACUUUCAAGAAUGUGGCUCUCACAAUAAAAAAUUUUGGGCCAUGGAGCUCUUCCUGGGUUGGUGAAGCCGGAGGUGCAUACAAUAGUGGAGCCAAAGAUGUUUCAAAUACCUUUGUAAAUAGCUUUUGGUACUUAGAUCAGCUUGGUAUAGCAUCGGUGUUUGGCUCUAAGGUUUACUGCAGGCAAGCUCUGAUAGGAGGGAACUAUGCUCUCCUCAACACUACAACUUUUGAACCUAAUCCUGAUUAUUAUAGCGCUUUGCUGUGGAGCAAAUUGAUGGGACCAGAAGUUCUCCAAACCACUCAUAACGGCUCACCAUAUCUUCGAGCAUACACCCAUUGCUCAAAGAACAAGGCCGGUGUUACUCUGCUGUUGAUCAAUCUAUCAAACUCCACAACAUUUAAAAUUUCAGUAGAAAAUGAUAUGAACUUAUAUCCACCACAACAGAGGAAAUUAUCAGCGAGCGCAAUGGUGGAGAAAGGCGAGAGAGAAGAGUACCGUUUGGUUCCAAAAGACGGGAAGCUUCAGAGCAGGGUAGUGCUUCUUAAUGGGCAGCAGCUGCAGCUCACAGGGAGUAGAGAUAUUCCCGAAAUCAAUCCCUUUGUUCCAGGCCAUCGUUCUAGGGCUAAGGUGCAGAUCUCUCCUCUCACCAUUGUUUUCGUUAGAUUUAAGGACUUCCGUGCUCCGGCUUGCCCUAUAAAGAAUUAGGGCAUCUAAGACCCCCUUUUUUUUAAGGGGGGCAUCGAGACUUGAUAGACAAUGUAUGAUUAUAACUAAAUGAAUUUGGUUUGUAUUUAUCAUUCAAGAUAAUAACCGCUCAACUAUAUUGCCAAUGUGUA